CGGCAACCCGAGAAAAAGCCGGCAGAGAGCGGUGUUGGAGAGCAGAUGGGAUUACCGGCGGCUUUUCGAGAGAGCAGGGAGGCCCUCGAGACACAAAAUGUGUGGUCUGUAGAUCAGCAGCAUAGCAUCACCUGAGAAGUUAGAAUUGUAGAGUCUCUGGCCUCAACCCAGAUGUAAUGAUUCAGAACCUUCAUUUUUAACAAGAUCUCUGGGUGAUGAGUAUGUACAUCAAGUUUGGGAGGCACACGGCUGAUUGUGUGGCUUACAGAAUAAAAUCUGUGCUUUCCUCAACCCUGUCCAACUCCACAAAAGAGUCCACGUAUGGUCUGAAAACUGCCUCCCUAAGAUUAGUCAACUGGCCAGCUGGAGCCCCAGGCCAGUCUUGUGCCUCCAAAGGAUUUGGCCUGUAUGGAUGACUAGGUGAGGACCCGAAGGCUGCGGACAGUAAGCAACCUGCCCAAGCUCACGUAGCCAGGAAGUGUCAAAAUGGAGACUGGAACUUAGGACUUCUGACUUCAGAGGCCCUGGGUAGCAAGUUGUUUGCCUGAAACAUGAUCACUACUACCGAGCCAUCUUUUUGCUCCUGCUGAGUAGUGUCUGGCUGCAUCUUCAGUCUUUGUGUUGACAGCCAUAUUGUUCCAUUCUCCAUAAGAUGAAGGACCUCUCAGACUGUGCUCCUUACCUCAUAAUGAGAAUUACCAGAAGGCCCGGAUGGAUUCCUAAACAACUGGACUUUGACUUCUGGGCAUUGGAUGGUGGGCACAGCCAAUGUGUGUCUUGAAUGGAAUAAUGAUGGUCUUAAGAUCCAUUUUCCAUGAGCCACCUCUGAAUAUCACCCCAGUGAAGUCGUUUGGUGCCAUUUUGCUGAUGGAAGAAGCUCAAGGUGAAUGACUUCUGAACCUUCAUCACUGAGGAUAACAUGAAGCUAGCCACCUGCCAUCUGACUACACCUGAGCAUGCCAAACCACAUUCCAUGGAGGGAGUUCCAGAAAGAUAUGUUGCAGACCCAAAGAAGGAAUGGCUCCUUAGAUAUGGGCAGAGCAAGGAAUGUGGAUGCACCCAGAGAGGAGCAAUGGUGACAAGUGCCUUCUGAUUAAAAUCUGGCUAUUCCGUGAAACUGCCAGUUGGAAAGAAUAUAACAGCUGAGGAUUCAAGCAUCUGACCAUUCUGGUCAUCUCUUCAAGUCAUUUCUGAUGUAAAUAUUCCAUGAUUUGAUGAGAUCUUACUUUUGGAUAAAUCGUGAGUAAGGGCUGCUCUGCCCAGUUCCUCCUCCUCUGGGAUUCAGGCCUUUGUCUUCACCCCCAUUCAAAGCCACUCUGUCCACCAUCAGCUACCUACUCCAGGAAAAUCUCAUAGCAAGAAUUCAACAGCGAUGAGGAAGCUAUACUAAGACAGCAUCCUUCAUAUGGCCCAAAGGAGAGAGAUCUGAAGGGGUGUGGGGUUAGUCAGAGUCCAAAACAUGUACCUUCUCUGGAGGAACCUCUCAGGCCUUCCCAGCUUCACUCAUGGUCUUAUCCCUUUCCUAGUUCUUCUUCUGUAUCCAUUUACCCAAACUUCUUCCAAAUCUACUUCCACCUCCAGAUUGACCUCUAAGUUGAUUUGGCCAUUGCGGACAGUGAAGGGGUCAUAAAGGAAAGUAAGGAAAAAGUUAAGAUCCAUUCGAAGGGAAAAAAAAGCUCACAAUAACAAAAAGCAAGUUUCUGUAUGCCCCCUAUCAACAUAAAACACUAGUUUCCUAUAGAAGCUCGACCAUUUCCUAUAAUUCUGAUUUUCUAUUAACAACCUACAUCUUUCCCAGAAGACACAUUUCUUUGUUCUCUUAUGUACAUUUCAUCUAAAAGUACAUUCCAUAGCACAAUGAUCCAAUUAUGGGCUGAAUUCUUUGGAAACUGCCAACAUUUCUCUUUCUACCUUCCUUUUGUUUCUAAGAGCAAUUGUGGAAUAGUAUAGACCUAAAAUGGGAGUUGAAAUAUGUAUUGCAUCAUUUGUCAUGUAGCUACAAAGGAAGCAGCAGGGCUAACCAGAUAUGAGCAACAGGAGAUUUCUGAUAAAUAACUCAUGGUUAUCUAGAAGCUGAAUUAAAUCACAGACACCACAGUUUGGAAUUGCAUUUUGAACUGCAAAAUUAGAGGUAACUGCCUCCUACUUAUAUGAUAGUGUCAUUUUAAUUUGAAAUUUGAGUAUGAUUUUAUAAGCUUAGCAUUCCAUUCUGUGGUAGUGCAGAAAGCAUUUAUGUAUUUAUCAGGUUUUCAUGCAUUUAAAUUUGGAAAAAGAGAUGACCAAAAAAAAAAAAAUCUGGAUGUCCCUGAUGUAGAUAGUAUAAUGGAUGUUGAUAGUAUUUAGAAAUAAAAUGGAUGAGAUUACCUUUUUAUGGGCUCAAUAUUCAUCAAUGAAAAUGUGCAACUGAUGAGUUCAGCCCUGUUAUCAGACAGCUUAAGACUUUCCCAAUUUAGAAUAGGAAGUUAGAAUGGAUGCUUCUCUCACUGGGUUUGCAUCAAAUAGACCAAAUGAAGAUUGUACAACUCAUGCACCUAUCACUUAACCUUCCUCUCUCUAAUUUGGGAAUAGAAAAAUCCACAAUUAAUUUUGGAUUUUGACAGGAGACAAAGGAGGAGCAGUGAAGUUCUGGGGGAAUUUAAAAUCUUGCUGCAUCUCCAGCUGACCCUAGUUUGGGCCACUUCAUCAUGGAAGCAUCUCCUGCCCAUCAUUUUUAAAAACUUGAGCCUCAUUUCAAGAGACUUACUGGUCUUGCUUCUGCAGACUCAUAAUUUCUUUAUUUGCUCUUGGGAAGAAAAAACAGGUAGAGGUUUAAAAGCUAGAUAUCCAUACAAUCCCAUCUCUUUGUCAUCAUUCUUAACCAGGCAGAAAGCUGAUGGGACACUUUAUCUCUAGCAAAGGGGUAUUUUCAGAUACUGAGGUGUUGCCAGAGACAACUGGUUAGAGAAGUUAGAAGGGAGAGGAAAGAGGAGGAUCCAGAUCCAACCCUUAUAACUGGUUGCUGUUUUCCCCAUAGGACUGUGCAUUGAUAGACCUCCGGUCCCUCACACUUUCUUUUUCCCUCUCCUCUCAUUGGAUGUCUCUUUCUGACCCCAAAUUUGACCUUUCAUAGUAAGAGGUCAGUAUGUUUUCACACUUGGGAAAUCUCAUUCAAGAAUUUUUGUCAAUGGACAAGUCAUAAGAAGCCCUUCCAUUUUAGGGCUCGUUGACGUCACCAAGGAGGCGAUAAAUAUCUGUUGAUAUAAUUGGAUGUGAGAUUCAGUGUUGAGAUAGCAAAACUCUGCCCCUCGUUCUCUGGCAAGGCCCUAUGAUUUAUGCAGGAGCAGAGGCAGCACGCAAUCGAGCUGUCAAGAGAGCGUCAGCUUAUUAGGCAAAUGCUGCGUGGUUUCUGAAGAGGGUCGACGCUAUAAAAUCCCACUCCAGGCUCUGGUGUGGAGAAACUCAGAGCCCAAGUCCGUUGAGAGACUGAAGAGAAAGAUAAGAGGGGAAGAAAAAGAGAGUGAGGACAGAAAGAAGGGAAGAAAACCCCCGAAAAAGCCCCGGAGACGUUCCUCUGCAGAGAGGCGGCAGCGCCCCACUCACCUGCAGAAGCACCUCAGAAGGUAGGGAGCGCCUAGACGGAAACGCGCCUCCAACUUUGCAUUGCCUGAGCGGCCAUGGUGUGCGCGGCAGAGCCGGGUGUCCCUGUGAGGGCAUGUGUGUGAGUGUGAGUGUGUGUGCGUGCCUGUGUAUGUGUUUGCUGACUGUGUCUCAGGAUUCCGGUAGUAGCCAGGAUGUGUCAAAAGCAAACUUAGACGGCUGCUAAUCGUUAUUGGACCUGCCAGUUACUCCUCGCUGGCAUUGUAGACGAGUCCCCCCCAUCGAUCCGGACCCCUGAGAGAAGGACGCAAGGUCUGGGAUGGAGCAAGAGGAGGAGGCGGCAGCAGUUCUCAAUUUGGAGGACAACGCUGAAACAUCCGGAAAGGGGAAGGGGGAGGGGGGUGGAUGAGAUCUAAAAUUUGUAAUCUUCUGUAGAGCUCAGGGAAUCAGUUUCGGGGGUCGUUAGGGGACUCAGAGACCCUUCGAGGGUCUCUAAAGAAGAAGGGUCACUCCAGCCUGACGAGGGGCUGAGCUUUGCUGCUGAGCCCUGUAGGCGUCCCCUUUCCUGUCCCCCCUCAUUACUCCAACUCUAGAAGUCCUUGUUCGAGAGCUUCAGCACCGCGGACAGUGCCUGCGCGAGCCCCUGAGGCACGUCUGUGGAUGUCGUGUAGGAAGACCCCGAGCGCACCUCCCAUUUGAGCUAAACUCUGACCAACUCUUUCUUUCUCUCUUCCCUUCUCUCAUUCCGCUCUCCGCCCACCUCUGUGCAGCAGCGAACGCCCCUAACAUGCGGCUGCCGCUGCUCCUGUCCGCGGGCGUCCUGCUGGUGGCCCUCCUGCCCUGCCCGCCAUGCAGGGCCCUCCUCAGUCGGGGUCCCAUCCCGGGCGCCCGGCAGGCACCGCAGCACCCCCAGCCCCUGGAUUUCUUCCAGCUGCCGCCUCAGCCCCAGCAGCCCCAACAGCCGCAGGCUCGGCCCGUCCUGCUCCGCAUGGGGGAGGAAUAUUUCCUCCGCCUGGGUAACCUCAACAAGAGCCCCGCUGCUCCCCUCUUGCCCGCCUCUUCACCUGUCGCUGGCGGCAGCGGCAGCCGCCUUUCGCCGGACGAGGCGGCUGCCAACUUUUUCCGCGCGUUGCUGCAGCAGCUGCCGCUGCCCCGGCGCCCGCUCGACAGCCCCGCAGGUCCCGCGGAGCGCGGAGCCGAGAACGCCCUCGGCAGCCGCCAAGAUACAUCGGAGAGGGAGAGGCGAUCCGAGGAACCUCCCAUCUCGCUGGAUCUCACCUUCCACCUCCUCCGAGAAGUCUUGGAAAUGGCCAGGGCCGAGCAGUUAGCGCAGCAAGCUCACAGCAACAGGAAACUGAUGGAGAUUAUUGGGAAAUAAAACGGUGCGUUUGGCCGAGAAGAUGCAGCAUUUAGCACAAAAAAAAUCUAAAAAAAUUAAAAUAAUACAGUAUUCUGUACCAUAGCGUUGCUCUGAUACCAUUUGUUUAUUUUUUUAUAGCUUGAAGCCUAGACAAUAUACAGCAAGAGAGCCUAUACUCCUUAAUUAGCAUGCACAAAGUGUAUUCACGUGCAGUAACAGCAACAAAAUGUUAUUUGUAUUGUCUACUUUUAGUUUCCAUUUCCAGGUGUCUUUAAUGGUGUUUAGAAAGUAUAGACCCAGAAGGAAAUGUUUUGAAGCAGACAGAAGUCACCCAAUUUAUUUUGUUGUGGUCUUAGCCAAAGAGAAUGUCAUUCUCUUGGGUGGGUGAAACAAAAUCUGUAAGCUCUUUGAAUCAACCUUUCCUUGUAAACGUUUCAGUAAUAAAACAUCUUUCCAAUCCUUGGUCAAUUUGGUUGUGUAAGAGAAUGUUGAAUAUUUAUAUUUU
Ailuropoda melanoleuca (giant panda) is the source of this 5441-nucleotide messenger RNA. RefSeq names its product corticotropin releasing hormone (gene CRH). The coding region runs from base 4364 to 4954 and encodes 196 amino acids. Gene Ontology annotation, biological process: negative regulation of glucagon secretion; negative regulation of epinephrine secretion; positive regulation of cortisol secretion. The record is from RefSeq and is a predicted model, not a curated record. Gene Ontology annotation, molecular function: corticotropin-releasing hormone activity. Lineage: Eukaryota; Metazoa; Chordata; Mammalia; Carnivora; Ursidae. Gene Ontology annotation, cellular component: extracellular region. The transcript is spliced from 8 exons.